CUGCGCACGCAGCGCACUUCCUGUAUAAGCUUAGCGCUGAAUCCUUUGGUUGGAUCAUGUCCAGCAGUUCGGCAGAUUAUAACAGCUCCAGAGACCGAGACCAUGAAGGCCCUGAGGGAAUGGAGCCUGAUGGUAUCAUCGAGAGCAACUGGAACGAGAUUACAGACAAUUUCGAUGACAUGAACUUGAAGGAGACGCUCCUUCGUGGUAUUUACGCGUACGGUUUUGAGAAACCGUCAGCUAUUCAGCAGAGGGCAAUCAUUCCAUGCAUUAAAGGUUAUGACGUUAUUGCUCAGGCUCAGUCAGGCACUGGCAAGACAGCCACGUUCGCUAUCUCCAUCCUGCAGCAGCUGGAUCUGGAGCUGAAGGAGACCCAGGCCAUGGUGCUGGCUCCUACCAGAGAGCUGGCCCAACAGAUCCAGAAAGUCAUCCUGGCACUCGGUGACUACAUGGGUGCCACAUGCCACGCUUGCAUCGGGGGCACGAACGUGCGAAACGAGAUGCAGAAACUCCAAGCCGAGGCGUACCACAUAGUGGUCGGGACACCGGGUCGCGUGUUCGACAUGUUGAACAGGAGGUUUCUGUCUCCAAAAUGGAUCAAGAUGUUUGUUCUGGACGAAGCCGAUGAAAUGCUGAGUCGAGGAUUUAAGGAUCAGAUCUAUGAAAUUUUCCAGAAGCUAAGCACCAACAUUCAGGUCGUGCUCCUCUCUGCCACGAUGCCCAGUGAGGUUUUGGAAGUAACCAAAAAGUUUAUGCGGGACCCCAUUCGCAUCCUUGUGAAAAAGGAGGAGCUUACUCUGGAGGGUAUUAAGCAGUUCUACAUCAACGUGGAAAGAGAGGAGUGGAAGUUGGACACGCUGUGUGACCUUUAUGAGACUCUGACUAUCACCCAGGCCGUGAUCUUCCUGAACACCAGGAGGAAGGUGGACUGGCUGACCGAGAAGAUGCACGCUCGGGACUUCACCGUCUCUGCUUUGCAUGGAGACAUGGACCAGAAGGAACGCGAUGUGAUCAUGAGGGAGUUCCGGUCCGGAUCCAGUAGGGUCCUGAUCACUACAGAUUUGCUGGCUCGCGGCAUUGACGUGCAGCAAGUGUCCCUAGUCAUUAACUACGAUCUGCCCACCAACCGAGACAGCUACAUCCACAGAAUCGGACGAGGCGGUCGUUUCGGCAGGAAGGGCGUGGCUAUUAACUUUGUCACCGAGGAGGACAAGAGGAUUCUUCGUGACAUUGAGACUUUUUACAACACUACAGUCGAGGAGAUGCCCAUGAACGUAGCUGAUCUGAUUUAAAUAGCCGAGCCGGCCGCUUGUAACGCAGCGCUUGCUGUUGUUUCGAUAAAACAGAGGCGCAUCGUCAUAAUUUGAUCAGAAACCAUAUCUGGGUUGUGUGUUCUGACUGCGGGGGAAAGCGAGAGAGCUCAGAGUCUACUCGUUUAUGACAGGACUAUACCAACUUGGGUGCUUUCAAAUUAUUCCUUUAUAGGUACUUUUCCUAGUAUACAUACGCUGUGUGUAUUAGACACUCAUUAUCAUUUCACAGUACAGUAUACCUGUGGACUAAAAGGUAUAUGUGAUCCACACGACCAACUACGCAUAAUUAUCAUAACCUCUACAGUUAUUGUAGCACAAGGGUCAGGUUUCCUGAUCUUUCUAAAAUGUAUCUGCACUUUAUCUUAGAUCAUUUUAUGCUUGUAUUAAGGAUGAAAAAGAAUAUUUAUAACUGUAUGUGGUACAGGUUUUCUGAGCCGUUGUUUAGUAAUAAUUAUAAUAAUAAUAAUAAUAAUAAUAGCACUUUGUGAAUCUGAUAUAAAUAAAAUGUAUUUAAGCACUCUGGAAAAUAAAAAUGUUUGCUGGUGAGUUU
This is a messenger RNA of Clarias gariepinus (North African catfish), 1863 nucleotides long. Its product is annotated as eukaryotic initiation factor 4A-II-like. The transcript is spliced from 11 exons. Gene Ontology annotation, biological process: cytoplasmic translational initiation. Gene Ontology annotation, molecular function: ATP binding; RNA helicase activity; translation initiation factor activity. Gene Ontology annotation, cellular component: cytoplasmic stress granule. NCBI's taxonomy places the organism in Eukaryota, Metazoa, Chordata, Actinopteri, Siluriformes, Clariidae. The coding region runs from base 57 to 1292 and encodes 411 amino acids. The record is from RefSeq and is a predicted model, not a curated record.